Messenger RNA from Glycine soja, 1968 nucleotides. Its product is annotated as ribonuclease III domain-containing protein RNC1, chloroplastic-like. NCBI's taxonomy places the organism in Eukaryota, Viridiplantae, Streptophyta, Magnoliopsida, Fabales, Fabaceae. The transcript is spliced from 5 exons. Gene Ontology annotation, molecular function: ribonuclease III activity; double-stranded RNA binding. Gene Ontology annotation, biological process: rRNA processing; regulation of gene expression. The record is from RefSeq and is a predicted model, not a curated record. The coding region runs from base 12 to 1619 and encodes 535 amino acids. Gene Ontology annotation, cellular component: nucleus.
GUAACAACACCAUGGUAUCGAAUCCCAAGUCUCACUUCCACUCUAAUGUUCAUACCUCACCAAUGGAACUCUCUUCUUCCUUCACACACUCCCACAACUUGUUCUCUUUCUCAUCAUCCCUCACUCCCACUCUUCGACGUCAAACCCUCCGCGUCUCCGCAGUAACCAUAGACCCACCGCAAGAGCUUCCCAAGAACAGCCCCCAGCGUCUCCUUAAGGAGCUCGCCGAGCGCAAGCGCCCCUCCCCGCGAACCCCACGCGCUCCCCCGCGAAGAUUCAUCCUCACGCGCCCGCUAGACGACAAAAGAGUCGCGGACAGGUUCCUCAACAGCCCCCAGCUGGCGCUCAACACGUUUCCCUUGCUAAGCUCCUGCCUCCCCUUCUCCCCUCUGGAUCACCUGGACAAGUCAUGGAUGGAGAAUCACUUGAUGGAAGCCAAGCAGGCGCUGGGGUACCCUCUGGAGCCCUCCCUCACCCUCGGGGACGAUAGCGGCCCCGCCAUGGAGCUGGACACGCUGCUCUACUUGGCGUUUCAGCAUGAAUCGUGUGAGCGGAGCCGGGCGCGGCACGUGCGCUUCGGCCACUCCAGGCUGUUUUUUCUUGGCCAGUAUGUGCUGGAGCUGGCUUUGGCGGAGUAUUUUUUGCAGAGGUAUCCGAGGGAGUCGCCGGCGCCGAUGAGGGAGCGGGUGUUCGAGUUGAUUGGGAAGAGGAGCCUGCCCAGGUGGAUUAAGGGUGCUGCUUUGCACAAUUUGGUUUUCCCCUAUGAUGAUAUGGACAAGUUGGUUAGAAAGGAAAGGGAGGCUACUGUAAAGUCUGUAUUUUGGGCCUUGUUUGGGGCAAUCUAUCUUUGUUUUGGUAUGCCAGAAGUGUAUCGUGUUCUUUUUGAAGUCUUUGGAAUGGAUCCAGAUGCUGAGGAUUGCCAGCCCAAAUUGCGUAGGCAACUUGAAGAUAUAGAUCAUGUAUCUGCCGAGUUUGAAGGCAAGAUAAGCUGGCAAGAUAUGGUUGUGUAUAAGCCUCCUGCAGAUGCCUUGUUUGCACAUCCACGGCUGUUCAGAGCUUGUGUUCCUCCAGGCAUGCAUCGGUUUAGAGGAAAUUUAUGGGAUUAUGAUUGCAGACCCCAGAUUAUGCGAGUCCUUGGAUAUCCAUUAAAAAUGACAGAUAGAAUUCCCGAAAUUACUAAAGCCAGGAACAUAGAGCUUGAUCUUGGGUUGCAGCUAUGUUUCUUGCAUCCGUCAAAGUACAAAUUUGAUCAUCCUCGAUUUUGCUAUGAGAGAUUAGAAUACCUUGGCCAAAAGAUACAGGAUUUGGUAAUGGCUGAAAGAUUGUUGAUGAAACAUUUAGAUGCUCCAGGGCUAUGGUUACAAAAUAGGCACCGCAGGUUUCUUAUGAACAAGUAUUGUGGAAGAUAUUUGAGGGCCAAAAAUCUCCACCAUUUUAUUAUAUAUAACGAAAAGGUUCAAGAUGCAUAUCAGCGCGCCUAUAGACUGAAAUACCCAGUCACUACAUCUGUUCAACAGGCCCUUCACGGACUUUCAUAUGCUGUUUAUGGGAAACGUGAUGUCAGACGUCUGAUGUUUGAGGUCUUUGACUUUGAGCAAACCCAGCCUGAAGCAAUGUAAAUAUGAAGAGACAAUACAAUAGUGACAAGGAUACAAGAACUUUCCUUUUCCUCAUAUCCUUCGACCACCUUUCCCUUCUUCACAUAUCUCUUUCUUUCCAUUUUAACCCUCUUGAUCUAGGUUUUUACAUAUGAUGAUCUGAUCCACCUUUUUUAAUUGGUUUGCAAAUUCUUUUGAAGUUGCUGUUGUAUAUAUAUUCAUUGUAUUCUAUUAAUUUUGAGGUCAUGAGCCCUAGAUUCCUAAAGUUGCAUGGAGAUGAGGAUGUAUUAUGCGGAUGUGUCUGGCUAUAUGUUGUUUUCCAAUCACCAAUAGCCAAGGAGUUUAAUUGGUCAAGUAGGUGAUUUUAGAA